Brienomyrus brachyistius is the source of this 3818-nucleotide messenger RNA. It is a transcript of the gene p2rx7, whose product is annotated as purinergic receptor P2X, ligand-gated ion channel, 7. Gene Ontology annotation, molecular function: ATP binding; extracellularly ATP-gated monoatomic cation channel activity; purinergic nucleotide receptor activity. The coding region runs from base 104 to 1825 and encodes 573 amino acids. Gene Ontology annotation, cellular component: nuclear inner membrane; plasma membrane. Gene Ontology annotation, biological process: response to ATP; monoatomic cation transmembrane transport. The transcript is spliced from 13 exons. NCBI's taxonomy places the organism in Eukaryota, Metazoa, Chordata, Actinopteri, Osteoglossiformes, Mormyridae. The record is from RefSeq and is a predicted model, not a curated record.
UUUUAGCGGCGUGGGGAAGCCGAGUCGGAGCGCCGGGCGAUUGCAGCGGCCAUGUGACUGCAGCUGUUUUCUUAGCUCUGGGAAUAGGAUCUUUUUCGCAGUUAUGCCGUGCGAUAUUUUCGGCCUGCUCCAAUACGAAACGAACAAGCUAGUUAUUAUAAAGAGCCGCAGACUCGGAUCGCUUAAAUGGAGUUUAAACACGGCCAUUUUUAUGUUUAUUGGCAUUAUGAUGUUCUGGAAUAAGGAAUAUCAAGAGCAUGACUUGGUGGUCAGCUCGGUGACCACCAAGGUAAAAGGGGUAGUGAUGGCACAGAGUCCGGACGUCGGAACGAUGCUGUGGGACGUCGUGGACCAUAGCGGCAUCUUCAAGGAGAAAAACUCAUUUUUCGUGGUGACCAAUGUAUUAAUCACCAAGAGACAGAAACAGGGAAAAUGUCCUGAGGUUCUGAUCAGUGGAAAGCGGUGUCUCGCAGACAAAGACUGUGAAAAGGGUUACUGGGACCAGCGCACUCAUGGGGUCCAGACGGGGGCCUGUGUUAACUUCGACAACAUGCAUAAGACCUGUGAGGUGUCCGCCUGGUGUCCCAUUGAGGCCACAAAGAAGCCGCCCAGGCCUGCCCUCUUCUUGGCAGCAGAGAACUUCACCGUACUUAUAAAAAACAAUAUCCGAUUCCCAGCCUUCAACUACUUCAAAAGGAACAUCCUACCAGAGAUGACAGAGACCUAUCUGAAGAGCUGUAUGUACAAUCGCCAGAGAGACCCGCUGUGCCCCAUCUUCCGCCUGGGAGACAUUGUCAAGGAGGCCAAGGAGAACUUCACAGAAAUGGCAGUGGAGGGAGGAAUAAUCGGGGUCAACAUAAAGUGGAACUGUGAUCUUGACCAGUUCUUUCGACACUGUCGGCCCAUGUACACCUUCCAGAGGCUUGAUGAGAAGCAAAGCAACCGCACCGUCUACCCUGGGCUCAGUUUUAGGUUUGCAAGGUAUUACAAUGAGAAUGGAGUGGAAACGAGGACACUCUAUAAAGUGUUUGGCAUCAGGUUUGAUGUUUUAGUGUACGGAACGGCAGGAAAGUUUAGCAUCAUUCAGCUGAUCAUUUACAUUGGAUCGACGCUUUCCUACUAUGCCUUGACCACCGUGUUUAUCGACUGGCUCAUCAGCACCAGUUGCUACGCAAAAGAGGCCCAGCAGGACUUUACGAAGAUGAAGGUCGAGUCUGUUGAGGCCAGAAAGCAGAAGCUGCUCUGCGUCUCCUUCGUGGAUGAGGAUCAUCUCAGGUUGGUGAAGCCAUCUCGUAAGAAACCAUUACAGAAGGUCAAAGCCGUGGAUACUCAUCCGAAGAAGGGUAACGCAGCGAGAACAAGGGCCUUGGCAGCAGUGCUGCAGAUCCCCCCCAGGCAGAAAGCGGGCACAGAGCUGCAAGAAAUGCCUCAAUCGGGCUGCCUGGCCUGGUGCAUGUGCGGCCGGUGCCGCCCCUCCGAUAGCCUGCAGGAGCAGCUGUGCUGUCGGCAGAGUAGCGGAAGCUGUCUGACCACGUCUCCGCUGUUCGACCGCCUGCUGCUCAGCAGGGUCGUCCUGGAGUCAGUGCUGCUCUACCGGGAGCCGCUUCUCGACCUGCCUGAGGGGGGCGCCAUCCGCAACCUCCGACACUGUGCAUACAGCCUCUACAUCGACUGGCGCUUUGACGGCUCGAAGGAAGACGGAAUCCCCGUCAUGCCGAGCUGCUGUGUGUGGCGAAUAAGGGAUAAAUACCCCAGCAGCGAUGGCCGUUACCGUGGUCUGCAGCCGGAGACCAAGGUGCUGAUUCACUCAGGAGAAAACUCAUGACUUUAGGUGCCUAAGACACUGAACAUUAGUUUGUUUUAGAGAUUGCCAGAAUGUUUAAAAUAAUCUUCAUUGCAUUUCUCUAUACGCAAUUGGGAAUUUUGCAAAGGGAAAGAUUUCGGUCUUCUGUCUGCCUGUCGCUAUGUGGACUAACAAAAUACAAGGUGCCUUUUCUGUUUACUGAGCGCAUAGUUUUUUUUAAUAUCUUUAAUAUAUCAAGGGCUUCUAAUAUACAUGGUGGGAAUGUGACAAUUUUUGUACUUCAAAAACAAAGUAUUUUUAUGCCUGUUGAUGUAAUUUAAUUAUUUUUGCAGUUACUGUAAGUGCAUGCUCUCCAGAUAGACACUACAUACAUCUCUAACAUUAUUUACUGAGCUGCUCACUAAAAUGGGAAAAUUGGAACGUUUUAUGUUUAAGUCCCAUGAAUAAUCACAAGUAUAACUGAAACUUCCAUGCAUGCAUGCAACAGUCAUCCUCUCUGAAAAAACGUCAUUCUAUGGGACACAAAGAUAACCGUUAAAAAUGCCCCCUGCUGAGGCGGUGAGGCUUGGAGUUGGCCCUCUGUGCUUUGGCUUCCUGCGCUCGCUCCAGCUCCAACAUGUAGUCCAGCAUUAUGCAGCAAAGUAAAACUACGGGGUGCGGUAAACAAUUCCAGAAGAUGCCGGGGGGGGGAUUCCGAACCCAAGAGCGGUGAGUUUCCUAAGAGUUGUAAGUGAAGCUCUGAUGCGAGACAGAGUGAGGUGGACCCAUCGAUAUGACUCACCAAGUGAAAGAGGAGCAAGAGGGACACUGUGUCAAACCCUGGAGGAGUGAUGGUAGAGCGCCCCCUACUGAACCGCUGUGCAAUGAUACCUGUCUGUCGUUUCCACACUAAAUUUUAAGCAUCAAUACUUGUUGCAGACUUUUGGUACAAACUUUUGUAGUUCUAUGAGUUUUUAAUAGACAUUUUUUAAACUUAUCUCAUACAUUCAUUUCUGUAUUUGCCAUGUACAUUUCACUCCAUAUGAAGUCUUUGGUACAUUUAUAAAGAAAAUUAAUUUAUGCUUUAUCACUCAUAUCUUCUCAAUCUUAAGAUCCUCCAGUAGGAAAUCACCAACAAUCAAACUCACAUGAGUACUAAUAGAUAGCCUGGGUCCUUGAUUGUCCCUGUUUGGGAGCUAAUGAUUCCAUCCAUCCAUUUUCCAAACCGCUUAUCCUACUGGGUCGCGGGGGGGGGGGGGGGGGGGUCCGGAGCCUAUCCCGGAAGCAACGGGCACGAGGCAGGGAACAACCCAGGACGAGGGGCCAGCCCAUCGCAGGGCACACUCACACACCAUUCACUCACAUAUGCACACUUAUGGGCAAUUUAGCAACUCCAAUUAGCCUCAGCAUGUUUUUGGACUGUGGGGGGAAACCGGAGGAAACCCCACGACAACAUGGGGAGAAAAUGCAAACUCCACACACAUGUGACCCAGACGGAGACUCGAACCUGGGUCUCUGGGUGAUUCCUUGCCAUAUAUCCAUUGUUUCCCAGCUCCAGAGCCCUGCAGCCCUGCACAGAAGUGCAUGUGGAAAAUGAAUGAGUUAUUUUUACAUUGUCCCCUGUAUGGGCUUUUAGCCCCAUACUCAGAAAACAAUUUGACUUUUCAAAACAAACUCUAUACCUAGAUCCUAAUCUACCAACAUGGUAAUUACAUUUUCACAUCCACGUGUAUCAUAUUUUCUACUUAAUUUCAUUGCUUGAGUUCUUCUGGAAGUGAAGAAGCAACUCUUUUGUGCACAUUUACUUUUAAUGAAAGACUAAUUUGCCGCAUGUGAAGCAUAAUUAAGUCAUAUUUAACUUUUGUGCUUACUGACUGUUUACGCAGGGUGUGAUCAUCUUAACUGGGACAUGUCAGAGGAAAAACCACGAUCUCUUGUAUUCUUUCAGCUGUUAGAAAGCCCUUUUAUAGUGCGCUACAGCAUUCCACUUUGACUGUAACCUUAUUCACGCAAUAAAAUGAAAGCCUCCAUUGUC